UCCCACCCUGUUACUUGUUUUUAUAGCAGUGAAUUGAAACAUGCCUAAAAAAAAAGGCAAUUAAGUAUUCCAAGCACCACCUUCCCCCACAAAAAAACACAAACAAAACCAACCAAACAAAAAAUCAACAAAUGUCAACUUUUUGUCUUUCUUUUAAGGAGGAUGUGAAAAUUAGGGAUCUCAGCAGAGAUUAACAGGUAGGUUUCUGCAUUAUAAUAUGACAUAAUUUUGAUAGGCACUUUGUAAGAGAGGUGUAGAAUUCAUUAAUCCGUCCCCCUUAUUGUGAAAGGAGAAAGUUGUAAAGUGAUUUGACCUUGGUUUGUCUCAGCUUCAACCUUUGUGUGCACAUUUCAAACAUGUUUACUUGCCACACCUUGUGGUGGGAAGCUUUUUUUAAGAUUUUCCUUAACCUGAACUGUAACUUUGAUGUUGGUUUUUGCCCUGCUAUCAUAGGCAGGAGCCUGGAGGACACUGAGCUAUCUUAAAAUUGCUUCCCUGUGGUGCAGGAGAUCCACGGGGAGCUGAAAAUUGAGCGAAUGUGUGGCAGUCAGGCGGUCCUCUCUGAAGUCACGUUCUGCUGGGUUUUAACCAGUCAGGUCAGGAUGUCCAGCCCUGGGGAUAACAGCUGUGGCAACCUCCCUAGCAACUGGGAAACACUGGCAGCAAAAGGCUCCCUGUGUCCAACAGGCAAAAGGGUGGCAUUUCUGCAUUCAGACUAAAUCCAGGUGGUGUAUUGUUACCAAUAGCUGGUCACGGCCGAGUCCCGCAGGCAGCAGCUUUUCCAAGUAUGGCUCGUUUGGAAGGGCCCCUGCCCAGGGGUCACAGGUAUUGCAGUGUGAGGCCAGCUUUGGACAAGUUUUCAUGUUCCACUGUCAUAUCCACAAUUAAUCCCUGCUGCAGGAGCUCUUUUGUUGUGUAUCCUGCCUGGAUUGCUGAGCACCUUGACCCCAAAAGGGCUGACCCGUUUUCUUCGAGGUGCCAAUGGAUCAGCCACUGCCUCCCCUCCCCUGGCCCAGCAUGGAAGAGCCUGGGGGACUCAGGGGGCACAGACUGCAACGUGCCUGUGCUGGCUAGAGGGGAACAAGAUGGAUUUUAUUACCCUGGAACAGUAAAAGAGGAGAUAGAGAGUGAAAGAGGCAUGUUCCUAGUAGAGUUUGCCAAACCACUAGUGUCACGUGGAAGGCGUCCAGUGUGUGUGCAAAAAACAGCCCAGGAUGGCAUCCUGGAAUAUGUGAAUGGGAUGAAGCACUCCUUGCUCCCUGGAGACAGAGUGCUGGCACCCUGGGAGCCAGAUAGGGCCAGGUAUGGCCCAGGAACUGUCCUCAGAGGCAUUGAGACAAGGGAUCCCUUACGAGCCUCAGAAGAUGAAGAAAUUACAGUCCAGUUCUGGAAUGACAAGCAAGUGAAACUCCCCCGUGGUGUGGCUCUGUGGAUCCCUCCUAGCCUGUGGGAGAGGAUUGUGGAGAUGAUCCACGUGCCCUUCACCAGCAGGCUGAAGCCCAGACCAAGCCAGGACUCUAACUCUUCUAUUUUCCCCUGCAGUCCUAAGGCAGCCCUCAUUCCUGUUUGUGCUCUGUGUAGCCUUGCCAAGCACUGCUUGCUCUGCUCUCCCUGCUGGCCACAUCUCCACCACCACUGUGCUGGUGGUGUCUGCUGUUCAUUAGCCUGGGGAAGGUGCAUCUGCUGCUGCCACCCCUGUGCUGCUGCCUGGUGGCCUCUUCCCUCCAGGUCUCUGGUCUUUCAGGACAAAGCUGAAGAGGCAGAGUCCAGCAGUGAGCUCUCUCCAGGCCUUCUGGAACUGAAAGGCACAAAAGAAGGAGAAGCUGCAGCUGUGGCAACAUCUCCCUCUUCUGAUUCAGAGAGGGACCUGAAGCCAUCACCCACUAAGAGUACUCUGGGGGACAGUGCUGCUAACACAGGCUCCAGCUGUCUUGAAAAGUCCAGGCUAAGGAAUUCUGCCAGACCUGAGGGGGAAUACUGGAAAAGAAACCACUACAAGUCCCAUUCCAGUAAUUCAGGACCUGGAAAUUGUACAAAGGACCAUCUGGAAUCCAAAGUCAUCUCCACUGGGGACUUGUCCAGUGUGGCCCCAGCUCAGCAGAGUGCAAUAUUUGAAACCACUGAGCAGACUCCCAGAGGGCAACUUACACGGAAAAAAAUCCUAAGAAACCAAGAUUUCAAGCCAUCAUUGAGGGAAGGCUUUGCAGCAUCAGAAGAACAAAGAUACAAAGCAGCAUCAGAUGAUAAAUGUGAAGUGACUUGUGCUGGAGCUGACAAACCUGAUGUUACAGAACCUGUCAGAGCUCACUUGCAGCAAAGCAGAGAGAGACAUGAUCAACCAGAAUUCAGUACAUAUACUACUGAUCAAGUCAGGGGCUGAAAUUUCAGUUUUUGUGAAGCUACAAAAUAUAUCAAAUGCUCUGACCUGCUGCAUAAUGCUUCACAGAGAAUCUCUUUUACAUGAUGGCACAGAGAAAAAAAAUGACAUCCAACUUUUGGUAAGAAAUGAGUAAAUUUUGAUCCCUUAGUGAAUUUUGAUCCCGUAAACUCCAAGUUUAAUUGUUUGCUUUCAAGUGCCUAAAUGGUUGUGUUCAGCUGUGGAUUUUUAUUUGCACUUUGUAAAAUUUACCCAUGAACUUAUGGGUCUGACAUUUCCCCCUUUUAUGACUCUUCUCUACAGAAAUGACUGAAGCAGUACUGUCUUGGCUGAUGCAUAAAUGUGGAAGUCAUCCAUUGCUUGUUCCAACUUUAAUACUCUUAAUAGGGCACAAGAUAGACCCAAAAAAUAAUUUAGGUUGGAAGACACCCUUAGGAUCAUAGAGUCCAACUGUAAACCUAGCACUGCCACGUCACGGGUAAGGAUGAGCCUCACUACACUUUGUUUUGUCUUGUGUAAAACUCUAUUCUGCCCCAGUUGUUCUAGGAUUAACUGCUUACUGUGUAUGUACUGCUUUGAAAUUAUAAAGGAGCUGCUUAAGAGCUAAUCACUUCGUGUGCUGGAGUACUGUUUUCUCUAAUUUAAUUGCAGACUUGGGAUCUGUAUUAGCCCUGCAGGCAGUGAGCUCCCUGCUGAGUGAGGAUAACAGAUCCCCAAGGGCACAAACUGAAUGGAAUUUCCAGAGCUCAGAGCAGUGGCUGUGCUCACAGGGAUGGGCUGGCAGAGGCUGGCUCCAGUGUGCCCACCCAGCAGAGCAAUGGCACCUGCCAGCCAGAGCCAGCACGAGGACAGUGGAGCUGAGCACCUGCACACAGCAGCAGCAUCCCAAAUCCAGUCUGGCCUGGUUUUGCCUGGGAUAGAGCAAGUUUUCCUCCCAGCAGUUGGCAGAGUGCUGUGUUUUGGAGUUAGUAGAGUACAGUGUCGAUAACAAACUGAUGUUUUGGUUAUUGUUGAGUAGUGCUCACCCUAAGCCAAGGACUGUUCUCAUGCUCUGCCAGUGGGGAGCUGCACAAAAAGCAGGGAGGGAGCAGGGCUGUGACAGCUGACCCAAGCUAGCCAAAAGGAAAUUCCAUACCAUAGAAUGUAAUGUGUAUAAACAGGGAGAGGUGCCUGGGCACUGGUCAGCGAGUGAUGAUCAACUGUAUUGUGAAUUACUUGUUCUUCUUAGAUUUUAUUUCUCUCUCCCUUUUUCAUCACAAUUAUUACUGUUAUUACCAUUAUCAUAUUUUGUUUCAAUUAAUAAACUGUUCUUAUCUCAACCCAU
This is a messenger RNA of Passer domesticus (house sparrow), 3701 nucleotides long. RefSeq names its product chromosome 6 C11orf16 homolog (gene C6H11orf16). The coding region runs from base 788 to 2380 and encodes 530 amino acids. The record is from RefSeq and is a predicted model, not a curated record. NCBI's taxonomy places the organism in Eukaryota, Metazoa, Chordata, Aves, Passeriformes, Passeridae. The transcript has 8 exons.